UCCUUGGACAAUGGACACUGCCAAAUGGCAUUCUCACAAUCAUCUCGACCGUCAAUGGGUACCAAAGUUGGCGAACGCCGCUGCGAUGCUACGCAAUAUAAUAGGUACACACGGGCCGCUACCACGCGACGUUCAAUGAACUGUCGAUCUCUGCCAUGUAUCGUGUGCUUGCAAGCGGAGACUCUAGCCAAAUCCAUGACGAGACCCGUCCCUCGGCGCACGCCCGGUUUCCCAUAUCUACUGCCAGACUGCUCUCCAUGAUGCCCUACCGCUAAUUUUCUUCCAUCCUAUGUGGCAAGUUGAUUCUAUGCCUGCAUAUCAUCAAAAGAAGCGCUGCAGUUCGAGAUGAGGAACCUCCUUGUCCGGGCGCUGUUUGCUACGGCGAACUCGUCCAGUCCUAGUCAAUUUGACUACAUCCCGACGACCAGCGGCAAAGUGACUGGCCACAUUGCACACAACACGACAGAUACCGUCCACGAGUAUCUCGGUAUAAGAUACGCAAGAGCCCCUGUUGGCGAUCUACGAUUCGCAGCGCCACAACCGUAUAUUGCUCCCAACAGCACCAUCAACGCAACAUCCUGGUUCCCACACUGCCCGUUCAAUAUACCUCCAGUAACCAAGUUCAAUCGCUUCGAUCCCAACGGCUUUGAGGUCUACAACACUUUCACAGCACACAGUCCCUGGCAAGCUGACCAAGCGGAAGAUUGCCUGGCACUUAAUGUGUGGACGAAAGCGGCGCCUGGAGAGGAAUCUGGCGAUCGACCUGUCUUCGUUUUCUUCCAUGGAGGACGUUUUCAGAUCCCUGGUCCACACAGCCCUUUCUAUGUCGGCAAAUAUUUUGCUGGAGAUCAGGACGUCGUUGUGGUGACGAUAUCCUACCGUCUAGGCAUGUUCGGCUUCAGUGGCGCUCCAGGCGUUGAGCAAAAUGCUGCACUACGCGACCAACGACUAGCAGUCGAGUGGGUGCGCGACAACAUCGCGGGUUUUGGUGGAGACCCCUCAAGAAUCAUCAUCCACGGCCAGAGCGUCGGUGGCUUCUCGACUGACGCCUACCUCUAUGCGUAUCCCGAGGAUCCUAUUGUGGCAGGCGCCAUCGCGCACUCUGGCACAGUUUUCAGCUUCUUGCCCAACACGCCAGAGUACUCGCGCAGCCUGUACUACAACGUCUCGGGAACGCUUGGCUGUGGGCAGGCAUCAACCCCCGAGACCACCAUACUGGCUUGCCUGCGCUCGAAAAAUGUGUCAGAGAUUCUGAACGCUGCGCGCACUGUGCCAGCGCUUCCAUCGCAAGCCCUGGCCCAAGCCACGUUCCACCCAACUGUGGACAACAAAACCGUCUGGGCAGACUGGCUGGAGCGCUCGAGGGCAGGUAAAUUCGCUCGGGUACCGUACCUGGCUGGCAACGCGGACUACGAAGCUGGCUUCUACAGGGUAUCUGGAUUCGCGGUGAACAGCACGCUUAGUCCCGCAGCUUGGGAGCUCUUCACUGAGCGCGGCUUCACGUGUCCAGCUAAGUACUCGACAGAUCUGCGGAAACAAUUCGAUGUUCCGACGUGGCGAUACCGGUAUAUGGGCGACUGGCCAAACUUGCGAUUGUUCGAGGCGUAUGAUGGCUUCCCUGAUAGUGGGGCAUACCAUGGCUCGGAGCUGACACUGCUCUUUAACACUACGUACGGCGUGACUGGUUCUGACAGUCCACCAGGGCAACAGGCUGCUGCUAGGUACAUCCGACAGGCAUGGGCAGCAUUUGGUAGAGAUCCUAAGCGAGGGCUCACAGACUUUGGCUGGCCAGAGUAUGGUUCAAGCAGCGGAAACCUCGUCCGGCUGUCGUACAACAACACUCCUGGACUUGACCUGACAAAUCCUUUCCUGUACGAUUCCGCUUGUCCGCCUGUAGAGCAGAAUGACCCUUUGCCUGGCCGAGGAGGUUUUUAAUGUAACACAAUGGACGAUACGACAGUAGACUUGAAUCGAAAUCCAUUUCCAUGCG
Molecule: messenger RNA, 1990 nt
Organism: Paraphaeosphaeria sporulosa
Lineage: Eukaryota; Fungi; Ascomycota; Dothideomycetes; Pleosporales; Didymosphaeriaceae
Product: cholinesterase precursor
Exons: 2
Coding region: 346-1935 (529 amino acids)
Source: RefSeq, a predicted model, not a curated record